This is a messenger RNA of Seminavis robusta, 1668 nucleotides long. The record is from the annotation of a GenBank genome assembly. NCBI's taxonomy places the organism in Eukaryota, Bacillariophyta, Bacillariophyceae, Naviculales, Naviculaceae.
AUGACGAUCACGAAGCUUGGUUCCGUUCUUCUUUCCUUGUCGGGUUUGCCCAUAAACAAUGCAGCCAUCAUUGGAAACACUGAAACACGUCGCAAUACCCCACGUCUUAGGGCAGCAGAUGGGUUUGCAAACAUGCAGGCCACCUAUCGAGUCUUUCAGCCACUCCAAGACACUAUAUUGGAGGUUGACGAUGAGCAAGAUGCAAUGACAGAGCUGAUGGAUGCAUUCAACGUCGACGGAAUCAUGAGUAUGGACACGACCAUUGAUCCUACGAUUGUCAUCACCGCUGUACCCUCGGACAAUCCCUCGUUGGGACCAUCCUCUGCCCCAUCUUUGUUGCCAUCGAAGGCUCCGUCCAUCCAACCUUCAUCGGCCCCAACAACUUUCACACCAGCCCCCACGGAAUCAACAAUGCCCUCGAUCUCGCCAUCAGUCAGUCAGGCACCCUCCCCUUCAGAGCCAACAACUUCUGCGCCUUCAGCUGCACCAACUGUAUUCCCAAGUGCAACCCCGUCCGCAGUUCCCACUGCAAGGCCUACUUUUUCCCCAAGCAACUUCCCAAGCUCUCCACCUUCUGGGGGUAUCAAAGGGAUUACCACAAUUGUUCCAACAGAUCGACCCUCCACAACUCCAUCUGCACUCCCAACAAGUGGUCCAUCGGCAAGCCCUUCUUCUGCUCCCACUUUUUCGCCAUCCUCUGAACCUAGCAAAUCUCCCACCGGCACGCCCUCUGCCUCCCCAAGCGCGUUUCCCACUCCCACACCCACUGUCGUCGGCUGCCCAGGAGUGUCUGCCGAAGCUCGUAGAAACCAAAUCUUGGCAAUCUUGCAAGGCGCUACGGCCGUUCAAGACCCCACAGUGCUCACCGACACAUCCACCUCCGAAGGACAAGCCACCGAAUGGUUGCUGAACGGAGACGCCCUAAAAAUCUGCCCAGACGACCCCAAGAUUGUCCAACGAUGGGUGCUUGCCGUCAUGUAUUUCAGCACCAACGGGAAUGACUGGGACCAAUGCUCUGACAACUUGCUCGCAGAUGAUGACUGCGGCAACGAAGAGCCCUUCCUUGGGAAGCAAAGAUUCCUCAGUGGCUUUAACGAGUGCGAAUGGGCCGGCGUUUUCUGCAACGAAGAGUUGUGUGUGACGGAAAUUGAGUUUGAGCUCAACAACUUGGUGGGUACUAUCCCUACAGAGAUGGGGCUAUUGACCCAUUUGGAAGUUUGGGGAAUGGAACGCGGCACGUUGACAGGAACAAUUCCGACAGAGAUCGAAUUCAUGACCAACCUGCACUUUCUGGAUCUAGAUUUCAACCGACUGACUGGAAGUCUGACGACUCAGUUGCUCUCGUUGUCAGCUCUCGAGCAGCUCGAUUUGAACGGAAAUUUGCUGACUGGUUCUAUCAAUGGCAUUGGCGUCUUCCCCAACAUGAUGUUCCUCCAACUUCACGACAAUGCAUUCACCGGAACUGUGCCUGAAGCUGUUGGCAAUUUUGCAUCUCUUACAGCUUUCACUCUUCAUCAGACGGAUAUCUCAGGAGUCAUGCCCGAAUCUGUUUGUGACUUGCUUUUCACGGAAGGCAACGGGGGAAGGCUGGGUUCCUUGAUUGCUGACUGCCAAGAACCAAACCCAAACGUUGAAUGCGACUGCUGUACCGAUUGCCGCCUUGGAUAA